Argentina anserina (silverweed cinquefoil) is the source of this 1691-nucleotide messenger RNA. Its product is annotated as F-box/LRR-repeat protein At5g63520. The coding region runs from base 1 to 1605 and encodes 534 amino acids. NCBI's taxonomy places the organism in Eukaryota, Viridiplantae, Streptophyta, Magnoliopsida, Rosales, Rosaceae. Gene Ontology annotation, molecular function: protein binding. The transcript has 10 exons. Gene Ontology annotation, biological process: positive regulation of proteasomal ubiquitin-dependent protein catabolic process; protein polyubiquitination. The record is from RefSeq and is a predicted model, not a curated record.
AUGGCCUCAUCGUCGGCGGCGCCCAAACACCUCAAAACGACGACGUCCGGAGCCGGAGCCGGAGCCUUGUUCUCACUCCUAAACGACGACCUCCUCCACAACAUCCUCGCCCGCCUACCCGCCCCCUCCUUCGCCGCCGCCGCUUGCGUCAGCAAAUCCUGGAGCCACAUCUGCUCUCUCAUCCUCUCCCGACCCAAACUCGCCUCCGCCCUCGCUCUCAAUCCCAACCUCCAGGUCGCAUGGGAAGAGGUCACCCAGAAGGUGCUCGCCGAGCCGAUUCGGCCCCACUUCAUCAUCGCUAACGUCGGCAGCGGGUCCCGCCUCCUUGCUGUUAACAAGCUCACAUUGGAGAAAUUCGGGCCGAGAGUGCCGUAUGUUGUUUCAGUUGCGAGUGGAAUUCUCGGGAGAGAUGUUGUCAACUGUGAGAUUAAAGAGGUGCAAUGGGACCAUGUUUCCGGUGAUGUGAGUGACGAAGAUGGCUCGGUGCCGGCCGAGGAGGAUGGGAGCUACGGCAUCCUUUUGACUGUAGGCUUUUUGCCGGGUUUGAAAGUUGAUGCUAUCCCGCUGUUUGCGACGAGUGUAAAUCAGGAACAUCAAGAGGUCUUUAUCGAUAAGUUUCUUGUGGAUAUUAAGGAUUACACAGCCUCUGUUUCAGAUUACGCAUCCCCAGAAGGGAUUAUAAUGUUUGGUGAUGGGUGUUCCAAUAUGAGACCAGUAGUUGGUGCACUGGAUUAUGCUAUGCCCAAGGAAACUGUCAUCGUGGGUGAUGAGAAGGGUCGGUUUUUGUAUAGAAGCGAGAAUGAGUCUAGAAAUGUCUGUGGGAGUGCAAAAUGCAAUUCAGUUGCUGUUGCUCUUGUAUUCGCCAGGGACAAAGAAAACUCUUGUGGUAUAGGGGAUAUUCAAUUCCAUUUUGCAUUGUCCGAAGGAGUGUCAACAGUAGGUCCCGAACACAAGGCUGUCUCAGUUAGACCUAGUGCCGCUGAUUCUACUUGGCUUACUGCUAGAAGAGAAGGACACCACGAUAUUCUUGAUGGUCAACAAAUCCUUGAUGAUAUUAAGGAUGAGUUACAGGAACACACAGAUUCUUGUGAUCUAUACAUUGGGGUUAGAAAACGAAGAAUUAUCUGCACAGGGUCAAAGAAACGAAGAACUACAUCCCUGGAUUUACAUGGAGUUAUAGGUGGAGACGAAUCAUACCUUUAUGUCAAUGAUGUUGGCAUCAAAACUGGUGAUUACUUCCAUUUCUAUCACCCAGAUCCCCAAACUGCCUUAUCCUCAUCGAUAAAUCUUUCUGGAAGCAUGAAAAACUUGAAGAGAGUUGAAAAUUCAAAAGAUCGCUGUAACCUAGGCGAAGUAUUUGGGGGUUUCAUCUUCACUUGUUGUGGCCGUGGUGAGUCAUUCUUCGGACGUGUGAAUGUUGAUAGCUCUCCUUUUGUUGAGAACUUCCCUGGGGUUCCAUUGGGAGGAAUAUUUUGUGGAGGCGAAAUUGGACGUGGCUCUUCAAUGUUUACCAGGGAAGCUCAGAAGGAUUGCAAAUGCAAUCUGCAUGUGUACAGUACUAUUUAUCUUGUGUUGUCAUAUACUCCAGCAGUAUUAAAUCAUUAGAUGUUGCCUGCUGUAUAGCUCCUCUUUAGUAUAGAUGGGAGUUUCAGCUGCAACUGCCUUUUUUAUUGCUGGCUUAUGCUCCAGUU